This is a messenger RNA of Cooperia oncophora, 498 nucleotides long. The record is from the annotation of a GenBank genome assembly. Lineage: Eukaryota; Metazoa; Nematoda; Chromadorea; Rhabditida; Trichostrongylidae.
AUGCAUGUAUUUUCAGGUGUCCAAGGAGCACUUCUCUCCACCAUUAUGCACCCAAUUCUACCGCACUCAGUGUUCUUCGGUAGUGUGGCACCUGUGAGUGAUGAUUCAAUGAUGAAUGCUCUGUUUGGACGUCUUGAACCUCCAGCAAUUCCAUGCAAGGUGGAAUCAAUUAGGAACAAAAUUAUGUUGUCCAUGUCACCAUCGCAUGUGUGGACACGUGAUAUGGAGCAUGUGGAAAUGCUGAAUACGGAAUCCGGCCGAACCAACAAGGGUUCACCAUCACGCCUCUGCAAAGCGGCGAUUUUCGAGGCUUUCCUGAAAUUGGCGCCUGAUAGCUUGAAGCGCAGUGGUACAUAUAUGGAGGCAAAAGAAAAGGCAGUCGCUUACAAUGAAGCCAAACGUGUGCUUUACGAGCAACUGGAAGCUGCUGGUCUUGGCAAAUGGCAAACAAAACCUGUGAAGCUGGUCGAUUUCACGUUGGACUCUUAUGAUGCAUAA